Molecule: messenger RNA, 513 nt
Organism: Iphiclides podalirius (scarce swallowtail)
Lineage: Eukaryota; Metazoa; Arthropoda; Insecta; Lepidoptera; Papilionidae
Source: the annotation of a GenBank genome assembly
AUGCGUCUAAUCUCAUUGGUGCGACGCACCGGAGGAUACCGCCACUGCAAUGACAGCAAAGUCCUUCCUAGAAAACACUGCCCCACGGUCGAACACUUCGGCAAGGAGCUACAACUUCGCGCACUCGACACAACCGGAUCCAACCAACUCGCUCAUGCCAGGACAGACAUCAAAACUAACCUGCAGGAGACUGGGGAUGUAAGGAGUUGGCUGGAAUUUAAGACAAGGGUACCUUUUCAAAAGGCCACAGAAGCACAAAAGGCGCCGCAGGCCGCAGUAAAAAUGCUAGAGGAAAUCCGUAAGACCCUAGCCCAGUCGAAAAAGGAAGGCAAAACCACACAAGAGUUAGGGACACUGAAACAAAUAUCAACUCAAAAUAAAUCUGACACAAAUCAGAACCUCAAUCACAACCAACAGUUGCAAGAACCUGGAGCCCCUAACGGAGCACCUGGAGGCAUUGCACUUGUAGUAAUCCGAGACGUCCUCUCUUAUCACACAGACGCCGAGAUAGCG